Messenger RNA from Panicum virgatum (switchgrass), 3234 nucleotides. Its product is annotated as UDP-glucuronate:xylan alpha-glucuronosyltransferase 1-like. The transcript is spliced from 4 exons. Gene Ontology annotation, biological process: xylan biosynthetic process. NCBI's taxonomy places the organism in Eukaryota, Viridiplantae, Streptophyta, Magnoliopsida, Poales, Poaceae. Bases 863 to 2785 code for a protein of 640 amino acids. Gene Ontology annotation, molecular function: glycosyltransferase activity. The record is from RefSeq and is a predicted model, not a curated record.
GUUUCAUCCAAAAGAGACUACUGAAUUCUGAAGGCUAGUGAUGUGGUUUUGCUUCAGUAGCCUGUGUGCCUCUUUGUCAGAGCCUUUUGUGAUGAGUUGCACCAACUCUUUCUUUGCACAUAACAUAAGUAAGGUCACACCUGAAGCAAAGACAGAGGCCCGGCGUUCAGCAGGGUGGAGUGAUCAGCGAGCAUGAAUGAAAACGUACCUGUUAACAAGAGAAGACAAGGGAACAACUGAACAACCAAUGAAGGGGAUUGUCCCUUCUCUCCUCCUUUCCUUUCUCUCUCUAUCCUAGGUCUGGGAUGGCAUGCGCUGCUAACUACUUCACCCUUCCAUGCAAAGCAUGGACGUGCCUUUUGCAGCGCAGGCCGGGGAUACCAUGUCUUAACGGCUUAACGCGAUGUGUUCCAGACACUUGUGAAAGGGACCAGGUCUUCCCUCCCUGCAUGCUUGAACUUGUCAACCAAGUGUCCUCCCUUCCUACUACCUUGGUCUCGCCUCACCUCCCCCAGUGCCCAACGCUAUAAGUUGCUUCUAGGCUUUGGUUGCAACUCUCAUUUUCUCCUCAAACCUUCCCUUGGGACACUCUCUCUCUGUUAUCACAGCUGAACUUUGUUCAUUCAUACACAUGUACAUGCAGGACUUGUUUUGGUUCAGGCUGUUGAGUUGCUCCAACUGUUAAACAGAUCAAAGCUUCAGCUCCAGGGUUUUGAUAUAGCUGCAAGGAUCAAUCACUCAGGGUCUAUCCGUCUAUAUACGGCGGAGAUCGUUGUAUCGACUCGGUUCGUCGUCGGUCUUCUCUGUCCUCCUGGUACAAGAGGCGGUACCCGGGUGAGCUAGCUGCUCUUGGUGCACCGAGAUGAGAGGCUUCGCUUGUGCUCAUGCAGAGAAAAGGCAUCGUUUGGACAAAACUUUUUUGAGCAAGAAGGAUUGCAUCGGAAGGUACUACGCCAAGGAUGCCAAGUACAAGCCCUUCAGCGCGCUGCUGCCCGAGGGCUCCAGCGGCAAGGUGCUCUACGUGAAGCUCGUCCUCGUCCUCCUCAUGUGCGGCUCCUUCAUGGGCCUCCUCCACUCGCCGUCGAUCCACCUCGCCGACGAACAACGCCACGCACAGUCAGCAGAGGCGCCGGAAGCGAGCUGGAUGUCGCACCCCGACGCGCCGAAUUCGGGGUACGCGUCGAGCCUGAAGAUCGAGUGGUCGCAGAUCGAAACGGCGAUGAAGCAAGUCGCUCCGGCGGCGGAGGACGGCGGCGGCGCGCCGCGGGUGGCCCUGCUCAACUUCGACGACGGCGAGGUCGGCGAAUGGCGGGCGCGGCUGCCGCAGACGGAGGCCUCGGCGGUGCGCCUGGACCCCGUCGGGAGCAACGUCACCUGGGAGCACCUGUACCCUGAGUGGAUCGACGAGGAGGAGCUGUACGGCGCGCCGUCGUGCCCGGAGCUCCCCGAGCCGGCGGAGCAGGCGGAGGCGUACGACGUGGUCGCGGUGAAGCUGCCGUGCGGGCGCGCGGCCAGCUGGUCCAAGGACGUGGCGCGGCUGCACCUGCAGCUGGCCGCGGCGCGCCUCGCCGCGCGCCACGGUCGACAGGGCGCGGCGGCACACGUGCUCGUGGUGAGCCGGUGCUUCCCGGCGCCCAACCUGUUCCGGUGCCGGGACGAGGUGGCGCGCGCCGGCGACGUGUGGCUGUACCGGCCGGACGCCGCCGACCUGGACCGGAAGCUCGCGCUGCCCGUCGGGUCCUGCGAGCUCGCCAUGCCGUUCAAAGCCCUGGGCGCGCCGUACGUGUCGGCGGCGCCGCACCGGGAGGCGUACGCGACGAUCCUGCACUCGGAGCAGCUGUACGCGUGCGGCGCGCUGGCGGAGGCGCAGAGCCUCCGGAUGGCGGGGUCCGGGCGGGACAUGGUGGCGCUGGUGGACGAGACGGUCGGCGCGCGGCACCGCGGCGCGCUGGCGGCGGCGGGGUGGAAGGUGCGGGCGAUCCGGCGCAUCCGCAACCCGCGGGCGGCGCGGGGCGCGUACAACGAGUGGAACUACAGCAAGUUCUGGCUGUGGACGCUGACGGAGUACGAGCGGGUCGUCUUCCUCGACGCCGACCUGCUGGUGCAGCGGCCCAUGGAGCCGCUGUUCGCGAUGCCGGAGGUGAGCGCGACGGGGAACGACGGAUCCUACUUCAACUCCGGCGUGAUGGUGGUGGAGCCCUGCGAGUGCACGUUCCGGCUGCUGGCGGGGCACGUCGGCGACAUCGAGUCGUACAACGGCGGCGACCAGGGGUACCUCACGAGGUUUCUCGUGUGGCACCGCCUGCCGUCGCAUGCCAACUUCAUGAAGCACUUCUGGGCGGGGGACACGCCGGAGCGCGCCGCCGCCCGGCGCCGCGUGCUGGCGGCGGACCCGCCGGUGGCGCUCGCCGUGCACUUCGUGGGGCUCAAGCCCUGGUUCUGCUUCCGCGACUACGACUGCAACUGGAACGUGCCGGCGCUGCACCAGUUCGCCAGCGACGAGGCGCACGCGCGGUGGUGGCAGGCGCACGACGCCAUGCCGCCGCGCCUGCGGGAGUUCUGCCUGCUGGACGAGCGGCAGAAGGCGCUGCUGCGCUGGGACGCCGCGCGCGCCAGGGAGGCCAACGCCUCCGACGGCCACUGGGCCGUCCGGAUAGCGGACCCGCGCCGGAGCAUGUGCCCCGGCGACGACGCCGAGGCCUGCCGCCCGAGGGAGAUCGCCGGCCGCCGGGUGGAAGGGAACCGGAUCACCACGUCGUACGCCAAGCUCAUUGACAGUUUCUGACGGCCAGAGGCUUCCGAACUUUUGCGAAUCGAAUGCCGCGACGGCUGCUGCUCUAGCUUGUCAUGGUACCCCACAUAACUGACUGCACCAGGCAGGGUGGAGAGGAGCAGUGGAGAACUGGAGAUCGAGGUUGAAGAACAGCAGUUGCAAUCGAAGAGGAAUUCUUGGAUUCAUAAGGUUCAGAUUUCAGUCACAGUGUUGAUGUCCUGCCCUCUCUCUGCAUACUGACUGCACCAGGCAGGUUGCUUUCUAUAUAAAAAAGGGGCAUUUAUAUUCUGGCCUCCUCGGAUGUCUUUUUUUUUUCUUCUGAUGGGGCCUCCUCUGAUGUCAAUAGGCCACGCUCUUGUGCAAUCCUCCUCUUUUUUCGAAGAAGUUGCACAUAAAGAUGACAGGGGGAUGGGACCUGUGCACAAAAUUAGAGUGAAUUCUGCACAUACAGUUACAAUUGA